Hordeum vulgare subsp. vulgare (domesticated barley) is the source of this 1700-nucleotide messenger RNA. Its product is annotated as alanine--glyoxylate aminotransferase 2 homolog 3, mitochondrial-like. The transcript is spliced from 9 exons. Gene Ontology annotation, molecular function: pyridoxal phosphate binding; transaminase activity. NCBI's taxonomy places the organism in Eukaryota, Viridiplantae, Streptophyta, Magnoliopsida, Poales, Poaceae. The record is from RefSeq and is a predicted model, not a curated record. Bases 40 to 1473 code for a protein of 477 amino acids. Gene Ontology annotation, cellular component: mitochondrion.
CCAGUCCACAGGCAGAGAGAGAAGGUAACAGGGCCAGAUAUGCAGCGUCUCGCCUCCUCCCGGCGGCUCCUCCAGGCCGCGCUCGCCCCCGGCCGGGCGCAUUCCAGCCUCACCGCCGCCGCGGUCGCCGCCGCGCCGGAGAAUGGCGCCGGCGCCCCCAAGAUGCCGCCGUUCGCGUACACGCCGCCGCCGUACGACGGGCCGCGGGUGGCGGAGAUCGCCCAGAAGCGGGCCCAGUUCCUCAGCCCCUCGCUCUUCCACUUCUACGACCGCCCCUUGAACAUAGUCGAUGGAAAGAUGCAGUACCUGUUUGAUGAGGAUGGUCGCCGCUACCUUGACGCUUUUGGUGGCAUUGCUACCGUUUGUUGUGGGCACUGCCACCCUGAUGUGAUUGAAGCCAUAGUCAACCAGGCGAAGAAGAUACAACACUCCACAGUUCUGUAUCUGAAUCAUGCAAUUGCAGACUUUGCUGAGGCUUUGGCGGCCAAAAUGCCCGGUGAUCUGAAGGUUGUUUUCUUCACAAAUUCUGGCACGGAGGCAAAUGAGCUUGCACUGAUGAUCGCACGGCUUUACACUGGUUGCCAUGACAUUAUUUCGCUUAGGAAUGGAUACCACGGGAAUGCAGCUGCAACAAUGGGUGCCACUGGUCAAUGCAACUGGAAAUUCAACGUUGUACAGACGGGAGUGCACCAUGCACUUAAUCCAGACCCAUAUAGAGGCGCUUUCGGGUCAGAUGGAGAGAAAUAUGCCAGAGAUAUUCAGGAAACCAUUGACUAUGGGACUACAGGAAGAGUUGCAGGGUUCAUUUCAGAAGCCAUACAGGGAGUUGGUGGAAUUGUGGAACUGGCGCCAGGAUACUUACCUGUGGCCUACGAUAUGGUAAGGAAAGCUGGUGGCCUCUGCAUUGCUGACGAAGUUCAGGCAGGAGUUGCGCGAACUGGAAGCCACUUCUGGGGAUUUGAAGGGCACGGCGUCAUCCCGGACAUAGUCACAAUGGCAAAGGGUAUAGGGAAUGGAAUACCGAUAGGAGCGGUUGUUACAACGCCUGAGAUCGCUAAGGUGUUAACCCGCAGGAGUUACUUCAAUACCUUUGGUGGCAACCCUGUCAGUACUGCUGCCGGCCACGCUGUUCUCAAAGUGCUGGAGAAAGAAAAGCUCCAGGAAAAUGCGUUCGUUGUUGGCUCCUACCUGAAGGAUCAACUUAACGCUCUGAAAGAGAAGCAUGACAUCAUCGGCGAUGUUAGGGGGAAAGGCCUCCUUCUUGGUGUUGAGCUGGUGACCGACCGGCAGAAGAAAACCCCGGCGAAGGCUGAGAUCGCGCAGGUCAUGAGCCACAUGAAAGAUAUGGGCGUGCUGGUGGGGAAGGGCGGUUUCUUCGGCAACGUGUUCAGGGUGACACCGCCGUUGUGCUUCUCCAAGGAGGACUCCGACUUCUUGAUCGAGGUGAUGGACAUCGCGCUGUCGAAGCUGUGAAGAGGCACUGAGCUCAUGCAGGCUUAGCAUGGGGAGCAGCAUCCAUAAAUAAGAGACGAUCUGCGAGACAGCACCUCGUUGUCUCGUGUUCUGUCUUGCAAACCCUCGAGUGCGCACAUCUGAUCCGUGUUUCGUCGACAUUAUUAGGCUUGCUGCCUUGAGUAGUAAACUGUAUGCAUGACCAAUAAGUUCUUGGUAAUAAAGAUAUUCAGAUGUGUUUUAUUGUA